UGGCGGAUUCUUCUGCUCUGGCUUUAUCAUCAAUGUGCUUCGUCCUUCUUGACAGUAAUUGCAGGGCGCGCAUUGGAUAAGGCAAUGAAGUGGGUCGSGUCCAGGCGGAGAUCUUCGUGGUGGCGGAUUCUUCUGCUUUUGAUUUAUCAUCAUUGCGCUUCGUGCUUCUUGACAGUAAUCGCAGGGCGCGCAUUGGAUAAGGCAAUGAAGUGGGUCGUGUCCAGGCGGAGAUCUUCGUGCGUACUGACAUUCCGUAUUGCAGUGGUACCUUGUGGAGUUGCAGCCAGGGAAAGAUGUUGUGCGUACCGAUGUAAGAUGCUACACCGGGACCUUGCGGAGUUGCGUCCAGGCGACUGUGUAAAUCUGUUGUGGUCAGUGGAGGUCUACACGUCCUCAACACGUUCUGCAACUCUCCGGGUGUUGCGAGAAGGUGCAUAUGGCGUGAAGAGAAUGAGCUUAUGAUUCGUUGUUGUGAGACCAACAUCCAUCCUAUGUUGGCAUCGUGCUUGUGGAAGGUCGAUGGCGAGGUACCUUCUGACAACAGGGGGUUGUAACUUGUUAAGUGAUAUCGGUGAGCACACAAGUGAUAUCGGUUUUCACGAUAUCGGUUAUUAUGGUGUGAAAUUGCCUCAGAGUUGAGUUGGUGUGCUGAUCUGAGCAGUAUGGAGUGGCAGCCAACUGUGUUUUGAGUUCUACGAUAUCGGUUAGUAUGGAGUGCUAUUUAUUGUGAUCUUAGAACUCUCUGUCAUGUCUGGCUAUGCACACCGAGCAUUGAUUGGUGCAUCUUUAACGUUGGGUGAUGUGAUAAUCUGCUUGAACUGCAUCACAUUUCGUUUUUUGAAGGUGUGCGUUAUAGUGAUAUAGAUUGUAGAGGAGGAUCAGAUCGCUUUCUUAGCAGUAUGGAGGUGGUGUUGAUGAUCGUAAUGGGGGGAGUGGAGAGGCAUUAAGGUCGAAAGUGGGGAGAUCAGAUUACUCUCUCUCUCUCUCUCUCUCUCUCUCUCUCUCUCUCUCUCUCUCUCUCUCUGUUUUCAUGUGAUGCCACUUGGCCAAAAGAGAGCAGGAAGUGGACAAUUGAUCACUAUCUCUCUCUCUCUCAAUGUUGAAUCAUGAUCAUGCGCCUUUGUCCUGAGAUCCUGGCAAUUGUAGUUCUUCAUUGCUUUUCUGGAGUUGUCCCACGGUUGAUCUGUCGCGUUUGAUGGCUUUUCCCUGUGGAGGUCUUCUCCUUCGUAUGAGAUGACAUUACAAAUU
Molecule: messenger RNA, 1248 nt
Organism: Chara braunii
Lineage: Eukaryota; Viridiplantae; Streptophyta; Charophyceae; Charales; Characeae
Source: the annotation of a GenBank genome assembly